AUGGGUGAUAGAAAAAGCGGUAGAAAAGCGAUCAUAAUGCUUUUUAAUCCUGACUCUGCCGGUGCACCCCAGGCUAACGAGAAUCAACUAAGACAAAUCCUAGAUGACAAGAGCGACGAGUCCGAUGAAUGGGGCUGUGUUCAAACACUCUGGGAACAAGGACAAGACGAAGCUAAUUUAAACGCAACGAAAUUCAGUGACGUUCUGGAACGUCAUUUGGAUGUAAUCAUUUGGAUGAAUUCAACGGAAGACCUGGUAGACGUGAUCCUAGAGUUAUCUCAGAGCGGAGUUAACGUUCCUUUAGACUUCUCCCCGUCGCCAGAUCUCAAGGACUCAGACAACAUGAUUCUGGAAGUGGACAGAUCCGGCUUAGGGCUCCAGGACCGGGACGUCUACUUUGAUGAGAACAUGGCGGAUAAACGUGAGGCUUACAAGAAGUAUUUAGUGACCCUGACCGACCAUAUCAAGACAGAAAUAAAACCCGAUUAUCUGGGAGAUACCAACGAGGUUUACAAGUUAGAAGAGAGUUUGGCUGAGAGUUGCAUGCAGAAGGUUGACCGACGUGAGCCCUACAAAGUGUACAACCCUUACACCAUGGCCCAGCUAACGGAGCUAUGUCCAAAUGUGAACUGGCCCAAAUGUUCAUUUGCUUUAGGAGUGAAUCCACGAGUGAAUACACGUCCUGAACAGUAUGUGUGCGUGGUCGAGGUGGAGUUCAUGAAGAAGUUUAAUACUCUUCUGGAAGAAGUUUCACUAGACGUCUGGAAACACUACCUUGCUAUCAGACUCAUAUCUUCCAUGGCUAAAUAUCUUGAUGACGUAACCGCACAAAUAAGGUUUGAUUUUUACGGAAAAGUAAUGGCAGGUCAGCAAGAGCAGAAACCAAGAUGGAAGAGAGUCUACCACACUGUCAAUAGUCUGAUAGGUCAAAUUGUUGGCAAAAAGUACGUCGAUAAGCACUUUCCCAGUGACAGUAAAGCUCAAGUGUUGGAUAUGAUUGAGAGGAUGAUGAGAGUACUGGAGACCAGGAUCAAGAAUCUCCCGUGGAUGGAGGGUGAAACUAAAGAGAAGGCAUUGAAAAAGUUAGGAACAUUUGUGGUUAAGAUUGGAUACCCCGACAAGUGGGAAGAUCACAGCACUUUGAACCUGGGAGCAAAGCAUUUCUGUGAGAACAUCAUCAUCUGCCAAAUGUGGCACACCAAUAAGGAGAUGGCUAAAUGUUACAAACCAGUGGAUAAAACUGAGUGGCACAUGACCCCGCAAACCGUAAAUGCUUACUACAACCCCACUCAGAACGAAAUUGUAUUUCCAGCAGGAAUCAUCCAGCCCCCCAUGUACAACAAAGAUGCUGCUGUUGCUUCAAACUUCGGUGGUAUUGGAGCUGUUAUCUGUCAUGAGAUAACUCAUGGUUUCGAUGAUAAAGGAGCAAAGUUUGAUCACGCGGGAAACUUGGCACAAUGGUGGACUGAGGAAGACGAGAAGAAGUUCAACGAGUGCUCUGAAAAACUCAAGGUUCAUUUUGAUGAGUACCAAAUUUAUGGCAUGAACGUAAAGGGAGAUCUCUGUUUGGGUGAAAACAUUGCAGAUUUGGGAGGACUGAGCAUAUCUCUUGAAGCUCUUGCUGGCAUGAUGGAAGAAGAGAACCGUUCUGAAGAGGAGAAGAGAGAAGAAAUGAAGAAGGUUUUCUACGCAUGGGCUGUUAUCUGGAGGAAUAAUAUCAAAGAAGAGGAAGCAAAGAGAAGAAUCAUCAUGGAUCCCCACAGCCCGGGACAUCUUAGAGUGAACGGUAUAGUAAAGAAUGUGGCUCAGUUUUAUGAUUUGUUUGAUGUUAGUUCCGAAGAUCCAAUGUUCCUUGAGGAUGCUAAGAGAUCUAAGAUUUGGUAA
This is a messenger RNA of Bolinopsis microptera, 1884 nucleotides long. Its product is annotated as neutral endopeptidase-like. The record is from RefSeq and is a predicted model, not a curated record. Lineage: Eukaryota; Metazoa; Ctenophora; Tentaculata; Lobata; Bolinopsidae. Gene Ontology annotation, molecular function: metalloendopeptidase activity. The transcript has 2 exons. Gene Ontology annotation, biological process: protein processing. Gene Ontology annotation, cellular component: plasma membrane. Bases 1 to 1884 code for a protein of 627 amino acids.